Molecule: messenger RNA, 1446 nt
Organism: Didymodactylos carnosus
Lineage: Eukaryota; Metazoa; Rotifera; Eurotatoria; Philodinida; Philodinidae
Source: the annotation of a GenBank genome assembly
AUGGAUAAUGACAGUGUUGUAUUAAUGUCAGCAAAUAUGUUGCCACAAUCAUCAAAUGAAUUAAAUGUACACUCUGGUGGAAAUCCACUAAAUCCACGACCAAUAUCGCCGAAUCAUUCAACAUCACCUACACAUAGUACAAUCGAUAAUCUUGUUUCACAACCACUCACUCCUAUUCCUAAUGGUGGACAUGAGAAUCAAACUGUCGUUGAUGGUAAUGUUGAAGCGCAUAUUGAUUUCUCUUAUAAAAAUGCCAUACCACCAACGUAUACAAAUGGAGAUGUUCAUGAACAAAAAAUACUUAACGAUGUUCCAAAUGGUCAUAAUAAUUUACACUCAAUGAAUAUCGUUGAAAAAUAUGAUGAUGAAAAUAAUCAUAAUGAAAAAUCUCGUUCAUGUUGUACAACAUUAAACAAAUUAUGUUUAUUUCUUGCUAUUUUAUGUUUUGCAUUAUUUCUUGUUGCAUUAGCGUAUAUUAUUGCCAAUAUCGAAAAGCUCAAUGGUAAAUAUGAUCAACGUUCAACAAUUUAUCCAACAUACAUAGCAAAAGAUGAUCAAUGGAAUGAACCAAUAUCUGCACCUUAUUAUAAUCUGACACGAAAUAAUUUCACAGUUAUAUUGGGUCGCCGCGGUGCAAAAAUUCAUGAUAUUCUCAUUCCACAUCGAUCGAAUAGUCGUGGUGAUAAUUAUCGAUCAAUUGUUUUACAUGUUAAUAAUUAUGCUACAUCAUCGAUUCCAUUUGGUUCUGUUCGUUUUGACCCGGAAUUUAUUCAUGGUGAUAGUUAUAAAUUACCAUCGGAUUAUCCAUUUUUCAAUGCAAGUGAACAAAACUGGGAAAUGCAUGUUGAUCAGGAAAAUCCAAAUCGUGUACGAUUUGUCUAUCCAAAACAACAUCAGUCUGAAGUAAUUUAUGAAUUACUCCCAAAUAAUGAAUUAGUUAUCAGUUACAUAGCCUAUCCAAUGAACGAUGAUCGUGAAUUGUUGGUGGAUAUGACAAAUUAUGUUUAUUUCAAUUUACGUGGUUAUGGUGAUAUGUCAACUCAUCAUUUAAGAGUGAAUGCCAGUCGUUUUGUAGAUCCACAAAAUGUUAAUGAUGCGGGAAAUAAUCACUACAAAUCGGUGCCAUUUAAUACUGAACAAGCAGUAAAUGAGACAAAAAAUUUUUAUUUUACUGAGCAUUAUGGAAUUGGAAAAAAUUUCAUCGCCGAAUUAAGUGAAAAAGAAACGGGAACCCGUGUUAGAAUAUUUGGCGAUCAAGCAGGAGUAUACAUCGAUCCAUUGAUGAAAUUAACAGAACAAAUAAAUGGUACAAUGCUAACACGAAAUGGUAUCUCAAUUCGUCCAAGACAAUCACCUAUUCAUCAAUAUGAUCCUUUAUUUGGUGAAAUUCGACUUCUAAAACCAUCGCACUAUUCUCAUACACAAUGGUGGCAAUUUGAAUUUUAA